CUCUCAUUUCUGACACCUUUCCCUGCUUCCCCCAUAGGUGUUUCUCCUUCUGCUUCUCUGAGGACAGCGCUGCCCUGGCUAUGGCCCUGGCCAAGGAGACAGGGGGUGAAGCUGCCUACGUCUCCUCUGACAGCAGUAUGAGCCUUGUGGUGCUGAAGUGCCUGAAGCAGGCCCUCAAGCCAGCAGCUGAGGGAGUCUCUCUGAGCUGGACCCUGCCCCGCGGCCUGGAGGUUGAGGUGCUGGGGGGCACUCCUCAGUCCAUCUUCCAGGGUCAACACAACCUCCUCUAUGCCCAGAUCCAUGGACAGGCACAGGAUACAACAGUGGCCAAAGGGGUCAUGACCUUGCAGUACAGCCUGGAUGGCCAAGAUGUCACUUACACCAUUGAAUUCCCCCUGUGCCCACAGGGAGAUGGCCGGCUGGCUGGGCAUCGUCUGGCUGCGAGGUGCUUGAUGAAGAGGUUGUUGCCAGAGUCUGUGAGUGGGUCAGGGGAGGAACCAAGACAUCGCGCAGUUGAGAUCAGCCUCACUUCGGGGAUCAUCUGCCCCUUUACCAGCUAUGUGGGGGUUCGCACACCACAGAGGGUCACCUGGUACCAAAGGCCCCUGGCACUGUUGCCACCCCGCCAGUCACUCAUCCCCUGCCAGAUCGUUGAACUUCGUGGCUCCAGGAUCUCUUCCUGCUAUCCUAAGAGCAUCUGGGUCCCACCUGGCUGGCUGACAGCGGUGCGUGCAUCAUGGCUUGCCCUCCGUCAACUUACCCAUGACAUUGCUGCCCUGCCCCAGAGGGGAGCUUGCUCAAAAGCAUGUAAACCACCACCACCACUUUUUUCUUCUCUCAAGUAUGUGGAUCGCAUGGAAUUUGGUUUGUGCUCUUCAAUUUUGUGGCGAUGGUGCCCUGAAGCCGCUGCCAAGUGUCAGGAGCUGGUGGCCCUGCAGAAUGCAGAUGGCUCCUGGGCCCUCAGCUCAGGACUGGCCUCUGUGCUAGAAGUUGAUGAGGAUGAAAUCAAGGGAAAGAUGCCUGAUGAGGUCAUGGAGCCAAGCAUCUGGGCCACAGUGCUGGCUGUGACCUGGCUACACAGACAUGACGAGUAUUACCAAGACCUCUGUGAGCUGCUGGAGGCCAAGGCUGUGACCUGGCUGUGCAGCCAAGCUGUGUCUCAGCUGGACAAGUGCCUGGAGACAGCCAACACCCUCCUUGGGAGCAGCGUGAAGCCAAGUGUUUUCAGGCUCUGAGCUCAACACGUGCCUGUGCUACAGAUCAGCAGCACCUGCAGAGAUAAAAAGGGCCAGAAAGUAUAGCCUAAAUUCACCUACCAUGCUGGGAUACCACUAUUGCUACCAGCUGCGAUCUUACAUUACAGAUGAAUUCUCACUGCUUAUGUCUUAUACCAGUUGGGCUGAACCUGUAGCAUGCCGAACUCCUCAAGAGAAAGCCUCUAGUUCAGAGCCUCCAGCGUGUUUGGUUUGGAUGGAGGUGGGAGUGGGAAGGAAGCAUCACAUUCUCCAGUGGUUGCGCUUCCUGCAUUUGGCUUUGGCAAAAUGGGCUACUGGCCUCCACAAAGGUGGUGCUUAGGGAGAUGGUUUAGUGGUGGUUUUGGUAGUGUUAGGUUAACAAUUGGACUUGAUGGUCUGCAGGGUCUUUUCCAAUGCAAAUUAUUAUAUGAUUCUAUGGUUUCUGUCCUGACGAGAGACUGCUGUGCACACCAGAAGAGUGUUUAGAGGUGUCAACGGCAGUGGCUCCCAAUGAAGGACUCCUGCUGCACCCCACUCACCGAACUCUUCCCUUUACCCCAUAAGAUCAGGCUGUGUCAGGAACUCCCGUAUCUGCGUUGCCAUGUAAAGCAAUCAUUUUGGAAGUAAAACUCUCAUCCGCAUCAGUCCCAGCCCAUCACAAUGUCCAAGAGAACUCAUGUGGGGCGAGAUUGAUUUGAAAACUAGUAGUAUGUUGGAGGUGGAACAGCAGGAGGUUUUGAUUAGCAAACCAAUCAUGCAAUGUACCACCUCCUGCCCCAGCACCCUUCAUUCAUGGGUCUCAUGCCGUGUUGGCAAAGUCUCUGAUUCAUUUUCCAAUAAACAGUGAAUCUUC
Chroicocephalus ridibundus (black-headed gull) is the source of this 2088-nucleotide messenger RNA. RefSeq names its product von Willebrand factor A domain-containing protein 5A-like. The record is from RefSeq and is a predicted model, not a curated record. The transcript has 8 exons. Lineage: Eukaryota; Metazoa; Chordata; Aves; Charadriiformes; Laridae. Bases 81 to 1235 code for a protein of 384 amino acids.